Molecule: messenger RNA, 2271 nt
Organism: Protopterus annectens (West African lungfish)
Lineage: Eukaryota; Metazoa; Chordata; Ceratodontiformes; Protopteridae
Product: extracellular calcium-sensing receptor-like
Exons: 6
Coding region: 1-2271 (756 amino acids)
Biological process (GO): G protein-coupled receptor signaling pathway
Cellular component (GO): membrane
Molecular function (GO): G protein-coupled receptor activity
Source: RefSeq, a predicted model, not a curated record
AUGACAUCUAAAAUUUUAAUUGCUAAUCCAGAAAAAGAGAAAACCAUCCAGCUUGAUCAAUUCUCUAAGCAGCAGUUCAAGGCCAAUGCCAUUAUGUACGACAGUAUAAGUUAUUCAGCAACUGUUACAGCUCUAAGUGACAAAAUUCAGUUUCCAUCUUUUCUCCGAACAAUUCCAAGUGACCUUUUCCAGUCCAUUGCCAUAGCUCAGCUUGUUCUAUAUUUUGGCUGGACAUGGGUUGGACUUCUAUCUGACAGCAGUGACUAUGGCCUGCAAGGCAGCCUUAAAGUAAAAGAAGAACUUGUCAAAGCUGGGGCUUGUAUUGCUUUUUCUGAAACAAUACCAGCAAUGUAUUCUGACAUAAAAAUUCAGCAAAUAAGUAAAAAAAUUCAGAAAUCCUCUGCUAAUGUGAUAGUGAUCUAUUCUGUUGAUGUUGACCUCUACCCUCUCAUGCUAGUGAAUGCACAGAGCAAUGUGACCGGAAAAGUCUGGGUUGGCAGUGAUGGCUGGACACAGUCUUAUAUGUUUUCCAAGGAUGAGUUUUUGAGAACAUUGCAAGGAGCACUUGGCAUUCUGGUUAGAAAAGGAAAUGUAUCAGGAUUCAAGGAAUACAUUUACAGUCUUAAUCCUUAUAGGAGUCCAGAUGACGUAUUUUUGAAAAUGUUUUGGGAACUCGUUUUUGACUGCAAGCUGCAGAUCCUGGAUAAAGCUGAUAAAAACUUGACUAAAGAAUCAAACAUCUGUGCAGGAAAUGAAACACUAGAUGGCAUGAAAUUGGAUUUUUUUAAACUAACUGAUUUAAGAAAUACAUACAAUGUCUACAAUGCCAUCUACUCAGUUGCUAAUGCUUUGCAUAAAAUGUUUUUGUGCAGAUGUGGAGAAGGCCCUUAUUAUAACGGUACAUGUGCAGAGACGUGGGAGUUCCAGCCAUGGCAGCUCUUCCACUAUAUAAAGAAUGUUCAUUUUAUGAAUAAAAAUGGUGAAGAAGUAUUCUUUGAUAUGUAUGGUAACCCACCAGCAUUAUACAGCAUUUUAAACUGGCAAGUGGCAUCCGAAAGCUCUUUCAGAUAUUUGGAUGUUGGUCGCUUUGACUCCCGUGCUGCUGAUGAUAAAAAACUGACAGUGAAUGCGUCUGUUAUCGUAUGGAAUGAAGGUCAUGGAAAGGUCCCUCAGUCAUUGUGCAGUAAAAGUUGUUCUCUAGGCUACAGGAAGACACCUCAGACAGGCCAGCCAAUCUGUUGCUUCAACUGUAUCAUGUGUUCCCAGGGAGAAAUUUCUAACCAAACUGAUUCUGUUGCUUGCUUGAAAUGCCCUAAAGAUGGUUGGCCUAAUGAAAGACAGGACAAGUGCAUAAAGAAAGUAGUUGAAUUUCUUUCAUAUGAAGAACCACUUGGUACAGCAUUAACAUCAGUUUCCAUAUUCCUGGCAUUGGUCACUGUUGCUGUCAUAAUAAUCUUUAUAAAAUGUCAUCAUACACCUAUUGUCAAGGCCAACAACAGGGAGCUUAGCUAUUUGCUUUUAUUUAGUCUCAUGUUUUGCUUCCUGUCUUCAUUAAUAUUUAUAGGCUGCCCUACACAUAAUACAUGCAUGCUUCGCCAAGUUGUAUUUGGCAUUAUUUUUACAUUGUCUAUCUCUUGUGUUUUAUCCAAAACUAUUGUAGUGGUCAUUGCCUUCAGUGCAAGCAAGCCAAACAGUAACAUACGGAAAUAUUCAGGACCUAGAUUGCCAAAAAUGUUAAAUAUAUUCUGUACAGCUGUUCAGAUAAUAAUAUGUGUUUUUUGGUUAACUCUCUCUCCUCCAUUUCAAAAUGAAAAUACAUCUUCUGUAACAGGGAGAAUAAUUAUAGAAUGCAAUGAGUGUUCACCUGUGGCAUUUUGGUGUAUGUUAUCCUAUAUGGGCCUUUUAGCUUUCAUAACCCUCAUUGUUGCAUUUCUGUCCCGGAAGCUCCCAGACAGCUUUAAUGAGGCUAAAUUUAUCACAUUCAGUAUGCUGGUAUUUGUUAGUGUGUGGAUAUCAUUUAUUCCAGCCUACCUCAGCACACAAGGGAAGUAUAUGGUAGCUGUGGAAAUUUUUGCAAUUGUAUCCUCAGGAGCUGGACUGCUGCUUUGUAUAUUUGCUCCUAAGUGCUACAUUAUUUUGCUUAGGCCAGAAAUCAACACAAGAGAUUAUCUAAUGGGGAAAGCAAGUUCUGAAACCAUGGCUUUAUUUAUUAAAAUUAAUUCAAACAACAAGAUUUGCAAGCUGAUUCCUCUGGCUACAGAAAAUGACUAA